GCGGCGCGAGGCUCCGGGGGGACCGUGAGCGGGACGGACUGGCCGGCCGGCGCGGCCAGGGAGGCUGCUAUGGCUGCCACGGUGAACUUGGAACUUGAUCCCAUCUUUCUGAAAGCCCUUGGCUUCCUUCAUUCAAAAAGUAAAGAUUCUGCUGAAAAGCUAAAAGCUUUGCUUGAUGAGUCUCUGGCAAGAGGAAUUGAUUCAAGCUAUCGUCCUUCACAGAAGGAAGUGGAACAACCCAAAGUAUCUAUUACCAAACCAGUCUCCAGUAAGCAGGAGCCUAAAGCUUCACCCAGCUUGCCUUCAGGCAACAAUAAUGGCAAGCCUACUACAACAGAAAAGGUGAAAAAAGAAACUGAGAAAAGAUCCGCUGAUAAAGUAAAAGGGGAGAUAAUAGAAGGAGGUGACAUUCCAAAAAAACCCAGGCUAGAAAAGCAAGAGACUCGUUCCUCCCCUAUCACAGUCCAGACUAGCAAGGAUUUGUCUAUGCCUGAUCUGUCCAGUUUUGAUGAAACCAGUGCUGAUGAUUUUGCUAUGGAGAUGGGGUUGGCCUGUGUUGUUUGCCGGCAAAUGACAGUUUCUUCUGGGAAUCAGUUAGUGGAGUGUCAGGAGUGCCAUAAUCUCUACCACCAGGAUUGCCAUAAACCUCAGGUGACAGACAAGGAAGUCAAUGAUCCUCGCCUUGUGUGGUAUUGUGCCCGCUGCACCAGACAGAUGAAAAGAAUGGCUCAAAAGACACAAAAACCACCUCAGAAACCAGCCCCUGCUGUAGUUUCAGUAGCACCAGCUGUGAAAGAUCCAUUGGUCAAGAAACCUGAAAUAAAACUUAAGCUGGAUACAACAGCCACAUUCCUAGCAUUCAAGAGGACAGAAGUAAAGACCUCAGCAGCAAUUUCAGGAAACUCUGCCAGUACCAGCGUUUCCUCUUCAGCAACCAGUGGCCUUACAGGAUGGGCUGCCUUUGCAGCCAAAACCUCUUCUACCGGUCCAUCAACUGCCAAAUUGAGUUCAACAGCACAGAGUACCAGUGGGAAACCUGCAGCCUCUUCUAAUGUACAGAAACCUGUGGGUUUGUCAGGAUUGGCAACAUCUAAAGCAGGACUAGGGUCAAAAAUAGCUUCCAACAACAGCAGCACAAGUCCUGUUCAACUGAAGCCACCUCCGCCUUUGACACUGGGGAAGACAGGUCUUAGUCGUUCAAUAAGCAGUGAUAAUGUCAGCAAAGUAGGACUCCCUAGUCCAAGCAGUACAACUCCAGGUAGCAGCAGCCAGGCAAACAGUGGCAACGGAAGCAGCGGGACAACAAGUAACAGUGGAAGCAGCACCAGCAAAACCGCUGCAGAUUCGGGCAAUCAGUCACCAUCCUUAAAAGGUCCAACCUCUCAGGAAUCACAGCUUAAUGCUAUGAAAAGGUUACAAAUGGUCAAGAAGAAAGCUGCCCAAAAGAAACUAAAAAAGUAAUAGAACUGCCUCAGAAACAUGGUUGUAUUUCUUGAAAAUAUGUGCGUGAUGUAUGUCUCUUCUGACUGAAUUAAUGCACACUUCAUUUAAUAAAGAGUCAUUCAGCCAA
Molecule: messenger RNA, 1570 nt
Organism: Gavialis gangeticus (Gharial)
Lineage: Eukaryota; Metazoa; Chordata; Crocodylia; Gavialidae
Gene: INTS12
Product: integrator complex subunit 12
Exons: 7
Coding region: 70-1461 (463 amino acids)
Biological process (GO): snRNA 3'-end processing
Cellular component (GO): integrator complex
Source: RefSeq, a predicted model, not a curated record